Suncus etruscus (white-toothed pygmy shrew) is the source of this 1983-nucleotide messenger RNA. Its product is annotated as histone-lysine N-methyltransferase PRDM9-like. The record is from RefSeq and is a predicted model, not a curated record. NCBI's taxonomy places the organism in Eukaryota, Metazoa, Chordata, Mammalia, Eulipotyphla, Soricidae. The transcript has 3 exons. Gene Ontology annotation, molecular function: zinc ion binding; RNA polymerase II cis-regulatory region sequence-specific DNA binding; DNA-binding transcription repressor activity, RNA polymerase II-specific. Bases 248 to 1618 code for a protein of 456 amino acids. Gene Ontology annotation, biological process: negative regulation of transcription by RNA polymerase II.
GAACCUUCUUGAAUACUUGGCUUAUGUUGGUUGAUAAGACUUUCUAGCAAGAUGUUUGGGAACCGUCCCCUCUGGGUGCCCAUGGAGAGAGGAUGUGGAGGCUGGUGCUCACAAGGACACAUUGGCGAGGCCCUGAGUCCCUCUAGGACCUAAGGGAUCCUAUCUCCCCCCUAGGGCCCUGGUUGAGCCUUGGACCUGACCUCCUCCUUUGUGUGUUUAGGGAUUGGUGACCUUCCCUGAUGUGGCCAUGAGCUUCUCCCCAGAGGAGUGGACGUACCUGGAUGUCUCUCAAAGGGAGCUCUACAGAGAUGUGAUGCUAGAGACGUAUGAGCACCUGCAGGCUGUAGCAGGAUAUUUUGGGGUAACGCCUGUGCUAAUCUCCUGGUUAGAAGGAGGAGUCCUGAGAAGGCUGCCACGAAGCCUGUUUGUCGCAGAACUCAAGCCAGAAAUCCAUCCUUGUCCCUUCUGUUCUCUCACUUUCUCCAGUCAGAAUUUCCUCAAUCGUCACAUGAAACAAAGUCAUCCCUCUUGGAUCUUCCUGGGAACAUCUGAUAGAAAAUAUCCUCAAUCAAAGAAUUCUUAUCCACAUGAUCAAAACCAAUGGUGGCAAUAUUCUGAUCCAUAUAAUGGCAAAUCAAAGAAUGACAUACUUGAAAGUCAAAAGCACAAAAAAAGAUCCAUACAUUUGGCUAAUAGGGUGAGACAUAAAAGAAUUUCAACAGCCUUUUCUAAACUAUUUAGCAGUCAAAUAGAUAGCUCUAGUAAACAGAUGACAAUGGAGAAAGACAUUAACACAGACUUGAAAGAAAAUCCAAAGGGCACAGUUGGAGUAGUUCCAGGGAUAGACUUGCCAAUAAUUUUAAGAGACAAGUAUGUAAGGCCUGGGCAAGACUUCAGUGAUGGAUCAAAUUUCAUCACACAUCAAAUAACUCACACAGGGGAGAAAUCUCAUGUUUGCAGGGAGUGUGGGCAAGGCUUCAGUGUGAGGUCAAAUCUCAUCACACACCAGAGGACACACACAGGGGAAAAGCCCCAUGUUUGUAAGGAGUGUGGGCGUGGCUUCAGUGACAGGUCAGGUCUUAUAAGACACCAGAGGACACACACAGGGAUGAAGCCCUAUGUCUGCGAGGAGUGCAAGCGUGGCUUCUGUCAGAGGUCCCAUCUUAUUGCACACCAGAGGACACACACAGGGGAGAAGCCCCAUGUUUGCAAGGAGUGUGGACGAGGCUUUGGUCGGAAAUCAGGUCUCCUCACACACCAGAGGAUACACACAGGGGAGAAGCCCCAUGUUUGCAAGGAAUGUGGACGAGGCUUUGGUCGGAGGUCACAUCUUAUCGAACACCAGAGGACACAUACAGGGCAGAAGCCCCAUGUUUGCAAGGAAUGUGGGCGAGGCUUUGGUCGGAGAUCAGGUCUCCUCACACACCAGAGGACACACACAGGGGAGAAGCCCCAUGUUUGCAAGGAGUGUGGACGAGGCUUCACUCAGAGCUCCGGUCUCCACACACACCAGAGGAUACACACAGGGGAGAAGCCCCAUGUUUGCAGAGAGUGUGGGCGUGGCUUCAGUGACAAGUCAGGUCUCAUCGGACACCGGAGGACACACACACAGGGAUGAAGUCCUAUAUCUGCGAGGAGUACAGGCGUGGCUUCUGUCUGAGGUCCCAUCUUAUUACACACCAGAGGACACGGGAGAAGCCCCAUGUUUGCAAGGAGUGUGGGCAUGGCUUUGGUCUGAGGUCACAUCUUAUUGCACACCAGAGGACACACAUGGGAGAAGCCCCAUGUUUGCAGAGAGUCUGGGAUGGCUUCAGUGAGAGGUCAACUCAUCUCACACCAGAGGACACAGGGAAGAAGCCCCAUGUUUGCAAGGAGUGUGGGUGUGGCUUUGGUCGGAUAUCACAUCUCAUCACACACUAUAUGGACAUAUGGGAGAAGCUCUGUUUAUAGAGAAUGUGAGCAAGUCAUUCAGAGAUCAUAUCA